Molecule: messenger RNA, 1622 nt
Organism: Ricinus communis (castor bean)
Lineage: Eukaryota; Viridiplantae; Streptophyta; Magnoliopsida; Malpighiales; Euphorbiaceae
Exons: 6
Coding region: 124-1485 (453 amino acids)
Source: RefSeq, a predicted model, not a curated record
CACAGAAAGAACUCCACGUGUCGCAAACAUAGCCUUCGAAAUCUGUUAACAUUAUACCCAACCCCCAGCCACUUUAAACUUCCUGGUACUGUGUAAAAGCAAAAACAGUUAUUUUUAAAAAAAAUGGUUACGGCCAUUACAAUUUCUUCCCUGAAAUCUACAAUCUUGCAUAAUCCAAUCUCCUUAAAAGAAUCUAGUCUUCUUGGUGGUUCCUUAAAAGGUUUUUCUUUACCAUUAAAACCCAGAAAUGAUAGAAGAGAUAACAUUAGUUUGGUGGUUGCUUCAUCAAGCAGUACCCCCGACACAAACAGUAACAACAGCAGCAGUGGCAGGUUUUAUCUAAAUUUUACAGGGUUUCCUUUCCCUCUGGGUCCUUUCCUCAAUAGACGCACUAUAAGAACUGAGGCUGUGAAAGGUAGUAUAUGGCUAUUCGAACAAGAGCAAGCAUUAGGCUUCAGCAGUGUCUCAACAAAUAUUCGAAUGACAGUAAUCAAACUCAAAUCUGGCGGAUUGUGGGUCCACGCACCAAUUGCUCCAACCAAGGACUGCAUUCAGCUAGUGAAGGAGUUGGGGGCUCCAGUAGAGUACAUUGUCCUGCCUACAUUUGCUUAUGAGCAUAAAAUUUUUGUUGGACCAUUUUCAAGAAAGUUUCCGCGGGCCCAAAUAUGGGUGGCACCAAGGCAAUGGAGUUGGCCAUUGAACUUGCCACUUGAGUUUUUUGGGAUAUUCCGUUCCAAAACUUUAAAAGAUGAGGAUUUAUCAACCCCAUGGGCUGACGAGAUUGAACAAAAAGUUUUAAGCUCGCCAGAAGUUGGAAUUGGACCAUAUGUAGAGGUAGCUUUUUAUCACAAACGUUCAAGAACAUUGCUGGUAACAGAUGCUGUUAUUUUUGUUCCAAGAAGGCCACUUGAAUGUAUUAGCAAGGAAUCCUUGUUAGCUUCAGCAAAAAAUGGUUUGGCUGUAAAACUUUUGAGUAAAGGAAAGGAAGUCCCUCAGGAACCAGUUGUUGACAACCAGAUGAACCGUCAAAAGGGUUGGGAAAGAAUGGUUCUCCAGAUUUUGUUUCUUGGACCAUCCAAUCUGUUGGAACCUAAUGCUAGCUUCACUCAAAUGUCACAGAAGUUGAUUGUUUCCCCUAUUGUAAAGACUCUAGUCUUCAGUAAAGUUCCUGAAAAGGUCAGAGAUUGGAUUGAUAGAAUUGUGCGGGACUGGAGAUUCAAGAGAAUUAUCCCUGCUCAUUUUGCUGCUCCAAUAACUGCAGGAAGGUCUGAUUUGUUAGCAGCAUUUGCUUUCCUGGAUGACCUAUUGGGCGAUCGUUAUGUUACUCGGCCUUCACUAUCUCUUCUAUUCACCUCACUUAUGGGAAAGGCUGCUAGUUACUUCCCACCAGAUGACAUGAAGACCUUGUCAUCCCUUGAUCAAUUUUUAGUCUCAGUUGGAGCUGUAAAGAAAACCGUCUCAGGGCGAAAAAGAAAAGCAGCCUGACUUAUAAUUGAAUUUAGCCACAAAAGGUUUCACCACCUUAAAUCCUUACACAUCUGUAUAUUAAGAUAUUGAUGGCUUUUCAUUGUACUAAAUGUUCAUAUCCAAUAAAAGUAUAAAGUAGAUUUAGAUGCUCCAAA